AUGGACCCCAAGAACCUCGACAAGCAGCGUGAGCCAGAGGAGCCGCGCUUCCUCAGCUUUCCACAUCUGCCUGAAGGCACAAAGAAGGAGGAUGGCACACCUGCGCUGAACAGAUGGUCGUCCACCCUCACCACAGGCCACAACUUCCCAGGUGCUCAAGCUAUGCUGUACGCAGCCGGAGUUCCCAACAAGGAAGCCAUGAAGACAUACCCCCAAGUCGGUAUUGCAAGCGUGUGGUGGGAGGGCAACCCAUGCAACAAGCACUGUAGGUCUACGCUUCCGAACGAAAACACCCAAUCACUACUUGGAUUGGGCAAGGAGAUCAAGAAGCAUAUUGAGCAGGACAACAUGCUCGCGUGGCAGUACAACACCGUGGGAGUGUCGGACGGUAUCACAAUGGGUGGAGAAGGCAUGCGAUUCUCCCUCCAGACCCGCGAGAUAAUAGCAGACAGCAUUGAGACUGUCACCUGCGCCCAGCACCACGACGCCUGCAUUGCGCUGCCCGGAUGCGACAAGAACAUGCCUGGUGUGAUCAUGGCAUUUGCCCGUCACAACCGACCCUCAAUCAUGGUUUACGGCGGCUCCAUCAUGCCCGGCUACUCGGAGACGCUGAGGAGACCGAUCAACAUCUCGACAUGUUACGAGAAGCACGGUGCAUACAUCUACAAGAACCUCGAGAGUGCAGAGCCGGGCAAGUUCUCGCCAGAUGAGAUCAUGGAAGACAUUGAGAAGCACGCAUGUCCAGGAGCAGGGGCCUGUGGUGGCAUGUAUACUGCAAAUACCAUGUCCACAUCCAUCGAAGCCAUGGGACUCACCCUCCCCAACUCCUCCACAACCCCCGCCGAAUCCCCCGCAAAAAUGCGCGAAUGCGCCAAAGCCGCCGCUGCAAUCCGGGUUUGCAUGGAGAAAAACAUUACGCCGCGCAAGCUCCUCACAAGGGCGUCGUUCGAAAACGCUCUCGUCAUGAUGAUGGUCCUCGGCGGCUCGACAAACGCCGUCCUGCACUUGCUCGCCAUGGCAGGCACAGCAGACGUGCCGCUAACAAUCGACGACUUCCAGCGCGUCAGCGACAAGAUUCCGUUCCUCGCCAACCUAGCUCCAUCGGGGCAGUUCAUGGCCGCCGAUCUAUUUGAUAUUGGCGGUAUGCCGGCGGUGAUGAAGCUGCUUAUCGCAGCGGGCUUGCUCGACGGCUCCAUUCCUACUGUGACUGGAAAGACGCUCGCGGAGAACGUAGAACCCUACCCUUCCCUGCCGCAGGACCAGGUAGUCAUCCGUCCGCUCAACAACCCCAUCAAGCCUACGGGUCACAUUGAGAUCUUGAGGGGUAAUCUUGCGCCUGCUGGCGCUGUGGCGAAGAUCACCGGAAAGGAAGGGUUGAGCUUCACGGGCAAGGCGAUUGUGUUUAAUAAAGAGCAUGAGUUGGAUUCCGCACUGAAUAAGGGCGAGAUUCCGCACGGCGAGAACGUUGUAGUGGUGGUGAGGUACGAGGGGCCUAAGGGCGGGCCGGGUAUGCCCGAGCAGCUCAAAGCGAGCGCGGCGAUUAUGGGCGCAAAACUCACCAAUGUUGCGCUGAUUACGGAUGGAAGGUAUUCUGGCGCCUCCCAUGGGUUUAUCGUGGGGCAUAUGUGUCCUGAGGCGGCUGUUGGUGGGCCGAUUGCGGUGGUUAGGACGGGCGACAUGAUUACAAUUGAUGCCGAGAAGCAUCGGAUUGAUAUGCAUGUUGAUGACGAGGAGAUUGCGGAGAGGUUGAAGAGUUGGAAGGCGCCGUCUAUGCCGGUCACGAGAGGUGUACUGGCUAAGUACGCAAGGUUGGUGGGAGACGCAUCUCAUGGCGCGAUGACGGAUCUGUUCUGA
Macroventuria anomochaeta is the source of this 1854-nucleotide messenger RNA. Its product is annotated as dihydroxy-acid dehydratase-like protein. The transcript has 6 exons. The record is from RefSeq and is a predicted model, not a curated record. Bases 1 to 1854 code for a protein of 617 amino acids. Lineage: Eukaryota; Fungi; Ascomycota; Dothideomycetes; Pleosporales; Didymellaceae. Gene Ontology annotation, molecular function: dihydroxy-acid dehydratase activity. Gene Ontology annotation, cellular component: mitochondrion. Gene Ontology annotation, biological process: branched-chain amino acid biosynthetic process.